AAGAGCUCAUCACUGAACUUCUACUCCAGCAUCGUCUUUAACGACAACCAUGAGUCUCACCGCUAAGGACAAGAAAAUGGUCAAGGCCUUUUGGGCCAAGGUGGCCGGCAAGGCUGAGGAUAUCGGCUGCGAUGCUCUGUCUAGGACGCUGGUUGUGUACCCCCAGACCAAGACCUACUUCUCCCACUGGAAGGACCUGAGCCCCGGCUCUGCCCCAGUCAGGAAGCACGGUGGGAUCAUCAUGGGAGGCAUCAGUUUAGCCGUGGCCAGCAUCGACGACAUCAGCGCAGGUCUCCUCGCCCUCAGCGAGCUGCAUGCUUUCAAGCUGCGUGUCGAUCCCGCCAAUUUCAAGAUCCUGUCCCACAACAUCUUGGUGGUGCUGGCUAUCUUGUUCCCCAAUGAUUUCACCCCCGAAGCUCAUGUGUCCAUGGACAAGUUCCUGGCCGCGGUGGGCCGGGCUCUGUCUGAGAAGUACCGAUAAGAUGUGGACAGAAGGCAUCAGACCAGACGGAUUGCAGCAUUGAUCAGCACUGUGCUCAGCUCUGUACUGUUCUAAAAUAUAAUUAAAUGUUCAAACGCCCAUAA
Molecule: messenger RNA, 585 nt
Organism: Salvelinus fontinalis (brook trout)
Lineage: Eukaryota; Metazoa; Chordata; Actinopteri; Salmoniformes; Salmonidae
Product: hemoglobin subunit alpha-1-like
Exons: 3
Coding region: 50-481 (143 amino acids)
Biological process (GO): hydrogen peroxide catabolic process; oxygen transport
Cellular component (GO): haptoglobin-hemoglobin complex; hemoglobin complex; blood microparticle
Molecular function (GO): heme binding; organic acid binding; oxygen binding
Source: RefSeq, a predicted model, not a curated record